Molecule: messenger RNA, 1333 nt
Organism: Neurospora hispaniola
Lineage: Eukaryota; Fungi; Ascomycota; Sordariomycetes; Sordariales; Sordariaceae
Exons: 5
Coding region: 234-1229 (331 amino acids)
Biological process (GO): regulation of DNA-templated transcription
Source: RefSeq, a predicted model, not a curated record
ACCUGCAUCUCAGAGAUCGCCCGCCGUCUCUUUUUUUCGACUCGGCCCAGACUGCUUAUUCCACAGGACCCUUGCUAGUGUCCGGCUUCUCUUUGGUGGUGUGGUCCGGCCUAGUUGUCCGCCUCUUCUUAGCCGUCCUUGCCCCGUAUCGUUAGUCUCGCGCUAUAGCUGUCCGGCGUUUGUUAUAAGUUUGAGACGUGGGAACCUCCAUCCCGAGCCAAGUCUAUCCCAACAUGUCACACCAUACCAACAGCACGACGAAUAACACGGACCGUACUCCCCCCGAGUACUCUCACUCAGAGCAAGCACCUGGCCCCGUGCCUUACACAACACAGCAGGAAGGACGCCCUCCCGUCUACCCAGCCGCCCCUGCCCCCGGCCAACCCUACCCGGCCCCGUCUGGAACCCCCGCCUCUGAAUACGGCUACUCGGGUCACCGUGGAAGUACCAGUUUCCCAGACACGAUGAUGGGAUAUCGCUCCUCCCAGAGCCACCCCAGCAAUGGCGUCCCUUCGUCCAACAGCAUGUCGGGUCCUGGACACGCCUACCCUCAUCCGGCCUAUUCAUCCUACGCGCCUCCUCCUCCCGACGUCACCAGCCCAUACCAGCACAGCGGCCCCAGCGCAGGGCUCUACGCCCAACCCCGUCCCGACUGGGCGACGUAUCAGCAAAACGGUCCCAUGCAGGGCCAUGCCGUCUUCCCCCCUACACAUUCCCCGGCUCCCGCUCAAACUAGGCAGAAUCAGGUUUAUUCGUUUGUUCCUAUCCCCGGUUCCACGCAGCACAAGCGACCACGUCGGCGCUUCGAGGAAAUCGAGCGCAUGUACAAGUGUGGAUGGAAUGGCUGCGAGAAGGCUUAUGGUACACUCAACCAUCUGAAUGCGCACGUCACCAUGCAGUCGCAUGGAACGAAACGGACUCCUGAAGAGUUCAAGGAGAUUCGCAAGGAGUGGAAGGCGCGCAAAAAGGAGGAGGAGGCGCAACGCAAGGCGGCCGAGGAACGAGCACGCGCUGCUUCCACCUCCCAAUCAACACAGAGUACCGACAACAACUCCUAUGCCGCGAGAGGCGCCGUCCAACUUCCACCAAUUGGUUCCAACACGCCAGUGUCGCAGUACCCCCUACCAGAAUACAACGGCCCGGCAUACCAGAACUACCCUCCCGGCUCUGGUUCCCCCUAUCACCCCAACGGUUAUAGCACAGCUCAACAUGCCAAUGGGCAGGCUUAGUAGUGUAUUCUUCUCGUGGUGACUAAGAGUCCCCACAUCGGAAAGAGAGAGUGUUUGUGAACGACACGAAUCGAUACUGGUCCUCCGGAGGCGUUGAGGUUUUA